AUGCAUGGCUCUUCCGAUCAUCAGUGGAGGAUUGAAUGGAUUCUUUUAUUCGGGCUACACGAUUUACUUCCGAAAGAUGGGAUGGGACCUUUCGACGCCUGGGAUAGCGUAUGCCUGUGGAAUGCUUGGUCGGAUUGGGGUCCAACAGCUUCUGCUACGUCUUGGAAUCUGGAGCAACGUGCCAAUGACCAUCCUCCAUUUGGUUUGCGCUCUGCUGAGCAUGAUAUACCGGGAUCAGCUGUGGGUGCCUUGGGCCUUGCGUUGCUCUUGGAACUGGUUGCGCUGAAUCUUUUCGAGUGUGCCUUUUCGAUUGAAUCCAUCACCUUCCAGAUGUUCUCUGACUCCGAAGCUGUCGCACGCAAAGCAACAGCGUCAGUGCUUUCAUGGUAUACCAUUGGCUACGCUUCUUCCGCCACUUACGGCGGGAUCCUGUAUGACCUCUUCAGCUGGUACGGCGUGGCAAUGUACCAUGUUGUCUCUACGGCCCUGAUGGUUAUCCUGUUUGCAAUGCUGCCCCCCGUCCAGAAUUCCUGGAAGACGUUUCGAGAUCGUGGUUCGACGGACAAAAGCAAGGAAGCUGGGCCUGAGCGGGAAAGCAACAUGAGUGCAGACUCUGCACAGUCAGCUCUUUCGGCAACCCUCCAAGUCGACGCAGACGUUCCGGUGGACGCCGCGGACGCCAAGCACUUGAACCUUGCAAUCUCGACCGGAGAGGGUGGCCCCGAGGGUGGCCCUGCCCCAGCUGAAGGCACAGGCCCAGCGCGCACACCCCUGCCGGUCCUGCCGGCGGCCCUGGUCACGGUGAGUUCUCUGGUGAACAACUUUGCUUAUCCCUCCUGUUGGAUCGUUUAUGCGAUCUUUUUCAAGGAGUACCAUGGAUGGAACCAGGCCACCUGGGCCGGCAUUGCGCAGACCAGCGGCGACCUCGUCGCUGCUUUCAUGAUCUCCCUGCCCAAGCGCCCGGCUGUUGAGCUGGAGAACGCCAAAGGGCUGAGAUGGAUGUGGCUUGCGAGCACCGGCCAGCCUUACAAUCUCAGCUGGCUGCUGCUGAUCUGGACCUGCUUGAAUCUGACCAUCACAAGCACGCUCUUGCCAGUGUCCGUUGCUGCACAAGUACUCAUGGGAACGGUCUACACCUACAACAUCAAGGCCAACACGGACCUGAACGUCUUCUACAGCCUGGGGUCUGCCGAGACUUUUAUGAGGCUGCAGGGCAUCACCCGAAAUGCAGAAGCGAUUGGGGCAUGCCUCGCAGGUGGGGUGCAGCUGGUGUUCUACGAGAUCGACCCCGUCCUUCCCUUCUAUGCGUCUGCUGCUCUGACCUUCUCCGGCCUGCUCAUUUGCACCAUGGGCUUCUGCCGCCGGGUGGGCUUCGGGCACAGCAUCGAGUCGGCUGAAGAGGGAAGGGCCAAGCGCCUGGGCUUUGCACGCAGCAAGUCCUGGGGGAGCGGCUCGACGAACAACCUGACGUCACCUUCUGGCAGCAGCGCAGUGGCAGACUUCAAGAAGCCGAAGUCCCGGCCGACUCUUUCGUGGAGCAACUCGGACCUGACGACACCUACGCGCAGCACCGUAGACUGGGCAGACCUGACAGACUUUGACUCACCGAAGUGCCACAACAAGAUGGCUCAAAGUCCCAGCAACGAAGAUCUGGCAGACCUGACAGGCUUUGAGUCACCGAAGUCCGAAAACAAGAUGAGCCUCUGA
Messenger RNA from Symbiodinium natans, 1707 nucleotides. Lineage: Eukaryota; Dinophyceae; Suessiales; Symbiodiniaceae. The record is from the annotation of a GenBank genome assembly.